Molecule: messenger RNA, 1497 nt
Organism: Thlaspi arvense
Lineage: Eukaryota; Viridiplantae; Streptophyta; Magnoliopsida; Brassicales; Brassicaceae
Source: the annotation of a GenBank genome assembly
AUGGAAAUAAAGACAAUUAGAAAUCAAACAGAAGAAAUUUCAAAAGAAAAAGAAAACCGAACUACUAGAACUACUAGUUGUAACAAACCGCGUUAUGAUUCUAAAAUAAUGGAGUCAUCAAAAAAAAGUUGGCAGGCAUUCAAAAGAAAAAAUACCCGAGCUGUUUUUGAAUAUAACAUAUGCAUAACAUCCUUUUUUGUUAAGAAUAAAAUAAAGGAUUUUUUUCAAGAACAAGGACUCCUUAAUUAUGAAUUGAAAGAUAAAACCUUUUUUAAUUCGGAAGUCAAUCCAUGGAAAAACUGGUUACGAAGUCAUUCUCAAUACAAUUUACCUCAGAUUGCAUGGGCUAGAUUAGUAACCCAAAAAUGGAAAAAGAAAAUAAACCAGGACUCUACCGUUCUAAAUCGAAGUUUAACAAAAGCAGAUUCAUAUGAAAAAAACAAAUUUGAUAAUUACAAAAAACAAAAUUUUUUUGAGACCAACUCAUUGUUAAACCCAAAACAUAAUUUGAAAAAAGAUUAUAUAUAUAAUCUUUUUUGCUACAAAUCUAUUAAUUCUACAGAAAAAAAAUUUGACAUGUAUAUAGGCAUUGCUCUAGAUAAUUGUUUAGUCUCUUGUUUUCUAGAAAAAUAUAAUAUUAGGGGUAUAGGGGAAAUUCCGCAUAGAAAAUAUUUGGAUUGGAGAAUUCUCAACUUUUGGUUUAGAAAAAAAGUCAAUAUUGAGCCCUGGGUUGAUACCAAGAGUCAAAAAAAAUAUAUUAAGACUAACGUUCAGAAUUAUCAAAGAAUUGAUAAAAUAACUAAUAAGGAUCUUGCCAAUCCAAAAAGUUUAUUUUUUGAUUGGAUGGGAAUGAAUGAAGAAAUACUAAAUCGUCGUAUAACAAAUUUUGAAUUGUUUUUCUUUCCAGAACUUUUCUUAUGUUCUAGUACAUAUAAAAUGAAACCGUGGACCACUUUAAAUAAAAAAGGUUUGAUACCAUUAAACGAAAAAAAAAACCUUCUAUUUUAUAAUCUAAAUAAAGAAGAAAAAGACUCGGCAGGUCAAGGAGAGCUUGAAUCAGAUAAAGAAAAAAAAAAUAUUGAAGAAAAUUAUGAAGAAUCGACGAUAACAAAACGUAAAAAUAAAAAACAAUACAAAAGCAAUACCGAAGCGGAACUUGAUUUAUUUCUCACAAGGUAUUCGCGUUUUCAAUUGCGAUGGAAUUGUUUUUUUAAUCAAAAAAUUCUUAAUAAUGUAAAAGUAUACUGUCUCUUGGUUAGACUAAAAAAUCCAAACGAGAUAGCGAUAUCUUCUAUUGAAAGAGGAGAGAUGAGCCUAGAUAUUCUAAUGAUUGAGAAUAAUUUCACUUUUGAAAAAUUAAUGAAAAAGGGAAUAUUGAUUAUUGAACCUAUCCGUUUAUCUGUAAAAAAUGAUGGACAACUUAUUAUAUAUAGAACCAUAGGUAUUUCAUUGGUUCAUAAAAAUAAACAUAAAAUAAGUAAAAGAUAUAAAAAAUAA